Messenger RNA from Nestor notabilis (Kea), 1169 nucleotides. RefSeq names its product UV radiation resistance-associated gene protein-like. The transcript is spliced from 3 exons. The record is from RefSeq and is a predicted model, not a curated record. The annotation marks the transcript as partial. Gene Ontology annotation, biological process: SNARE complex assembly. Gene Ontology annotation, molecular function: SNARE binding. NCBI's taxonomy places the organism in Eukaryota, Metazoa, Chordata, Aves, Psittaciformes, Psittacidae. Gene Ontology annotation, cellular component: lytic vacuole; endosome.
AUUUCCUUUAUAUCCAAAAGGAGGAGAGAAGCUUCAGUUUGAAUAUGGAGUGUAUCUUCUCAACAAAAAUAUAGCACAGCUUAGAUAUCAACAUGGGCUGAGUACUCCAGAUCUACGGCAAACUCUUCCUAACCUGAAAAACUUCAUGGAGCUCGGGCUAAUGGUUAGAUGUGAUCGACACCAUACAUCCAACGCGAUUCCCGUUCCAAAGAGACAGAGCUCUAGCUUCGGCAGGUUGGAUAUUGGCUUUUCCAGUGGGCUUCCUUCUCCAGAUAAAGGACUCCGAAAACGAGCCAGCACGGGGAACGAGAGACUGCAGCACAAAACUCCUCCUCCUAGCUACAGCUCGGCUUUAACACAACCUGUUGCCAUCACAACCCGUGUAGGAGAGUUAGAUAAAAAACCUGGAUCGAUAUCUUCUUCCUUGGAUACCUCUAUGGACUCCUCGAAAGGAAAUACCAAGAAAGGUGAGAACUUAUGCAGCAGUUUAAAUGGAGAAAAUGGGAGCUUAAACAACACCCAAGACCAGCAGGAGUCUUUCCUAGGACCUACUAGUGCAAUAAAUGGGGCUUUCCUGCCUGGUGAGUGCUCUGGCACCACAAGCAACGAGCAGCCCUGUGAGUUCCGCCCCACGCUCAACCCCGUCCUUUGCUGCACCGUGGAGCAAGCAGAGGAGAUCAUGGGGAUGGAAGCGACGGGGUUCAGCUCGGGAGAUCAGCUGGAAGACUUUAACUCCAUCCCAGUGGAACACGCCGUGGCGGUGGAAUGUGAUGAACAAGUCCUAGGGGAGUUUGAGGAGUUCUCUCGAAGGAUCUAUGCACUGAACGAGAACGUGUCCAGCUUCCGCAGGCCGCGGAAGAGUUCGGACAAGUGAGCUGGGACCAGGGGGUUGAUAGCAGACAUUGAGGUGAAAUCAGUGAUCUGGGAAUAGAAGUAAAAUUGCACUUAUUCUUUAUAUUAAUUAUAUAAAAAAGAAAAAUAAAAACAGCUAAAGCUAUUUCCUAUGGUGGUAGACAAAUGGACUUGAGCACGGUAACACAGGAUCAUGGUAUAUUCACAGCCCAGGUACAUUUUGAUUCUGCUUCCAGUCCUCUUAUAUGGUAUUUAUAAUCUGUUGGAAGGUUGGGGGUUUUUUUAGGCAUUGGAAUCCAUUUAUAAAGGCUUUCCUG